AUGACUGUAGAUGCGCUGGUCGCUCUCGUCAAUCCGACAAGCUGUCUGCCUCGCAUCAAGGCAGAACCCGACGCUGCGCAUGUGUUCCGGGCCCUCUCGCAUCUCUCGCGCCUAUACUCGCCAAAGUCGCUCAAUAGAGACGAGCAAGCACUCCGCGACCUCCUCGAACCGGAUCGUAACGCAUCGCCGGCAUUACAGGAUGCGUGUGAUGUGGCUAAGGUCGACGAUAGCGAGAAGCGGUAUGCGAUGGACUGGCUCACUCGGCUCAUCGCUAGCGGCCUUUAUUGGAUAGACGAUGAAGAGGAUGCGACCACUGCCGAGGAUUUGUUGGACUUGGCUGGACGCAUACUUGGUGGCCAGGCCAGCUUGGAGGAGGCUGGAGCUAUCUCGCGCGACUUUUGCUUUCCCCUCAAGGAACCAGUACUCAUCCCGGGAGAACACUCGGCGUCGUUCGACCUUGACCGGCUAUCUGGUCCCAUCGAAAUCGUUCUUCGCGAUGAUCCCCUUCCGCCUUCAAAUGCUCAAUCAGAGGCCACUUCGCAGAAUGGAAAUGGAUCGAGUCAGGAUGCUGCGGCGGCGGUAGGAGUUCAGACGUGGGGUGCAGCCAUCGUUGUGAGCGAUGUCGUCCUCCGACAUCCUGCCCUGUUUCAUCCUGGGCUUGCUCUGCGGUCCCACAAGCGACUCAGAAUUGCUGAGCUCGGAGCCGGAACCGGUCUCCUCGGCAUGGUAGCAGCCAAGCUUCUACAGCAAAGUGACGUCCAAGCCGACGUUGUCCUGACCGACUACCACCAGCAAGUGCUGCAGAAUCUUAGACACAACGUCCGAGAGAAUUUCCCAGCACUCACGCCCUCGAAGGAUCGUCUCGAGCCGGUCGCCGUCUCAGUUGAGCAUCUCGAUUGGUGGGAGCUGCAUCAGAAGACGCUCCAGGGCACUCUCGACGAGAGUCAACCCAAGUUCGACUUGCUGCUGCUUGCCGACGUCAUUUACGCGCCUGAGCAUGCACUCUGGAUCCGCUCUUCUAUCCAAGCGCUGCUACGCAAGCCGCUAGAUGGCCAGGACGAAGACCUGGCACCACGUGCCCACAUUGUCAUGGCUGUUCGAGGCACGGGCAAGUUUGAGGGUCUCUUCAAGACGGUCGAAGAAGCUUUCCGACCCCAUCAACAGUCGAGUGCGCUCCCGUCGCUAAGCACUAGUCGAACAGACACACCGCUCGACACUGUUCCCGGAACACCGUCUCUGACGAUCGAGUCGCUAAGUGGCAUGGAUUCCAAAAGUCACGCAAAGCAUCGUGACGAUCUGCAUUCACGCAUGAAUGCAAUCUCCCAGCGAGAGGCUCGGCCUGCUGUGGAGCUCGGGAUCCUGAAGCGUCGCAGGCUGGACAAGCGUGCUAGCGUUGGUAGAGACGAUGAGCAGGAGUACCUUUGGUUCGAGAUCGGUUGGUUACCGACGCUUUCCACUUGUGACCCAUAG
Molecule: messenger RNA, 1470 nt
Organism: Pseudozyma hubeiensis SY62
Lineage: Eukaryota; Fungi; Basidiomycota; Ustilaginomycetes; Ustilaginales; Ustilaginaceae
Exons: 1
Coding region: 1-1470 (489 amino acids)
Source: RefSeq, a predicted model, not a curated record